Messenger RNA from Angiostrongylus costaricensis, 522 nucleotides. NCBI's taxonomy places the organism in Eukaryota, Metazoa, Nematoda, Chromadorea, Rhabditida, Metastrongylidae. The record is from the annotation of a GenBank genome assembly.
AUGGCAUAUCCUCCGAUGUACAACCUCCAGCAAAUCUUCUCCUCUGUUGACAAAGACAGGUCCGGGAACAUAAGUGUGGAUGAACUACAACGUGCAUUAUCUAACGGAACAUGGAAUCCAUUCAAUCCAGAGACUUGUCGACUGAUGAUCGGUAUGUUCGAUUCGAAUGGUGACGGAGCUAUUAAUUUUAGUGAAUUCCAGGCACUAUGGCAAUACAUAAAUGAUUGGACGAACUGUUUUCGUGGUUUUGACUUAGAUAAUAGUGGCAAUAUCGACAAGUCGGAACUUCAAAGUGCUCUCUCACGAUUCGGAUAUCGGCUAUCAGACCAGUUUUACAACAUUUUAAUGCAUAAAUUUGACCGUACACAUACAGGAUGUAUAAAUUUCGACGACUUUAUCCAGUUAUGUGUGGUAUUGCAAACCCUAACUGCUGCCUUCAGAGACAAGGACACUGAUCGCGAUGGCGUCAUCACCAUACGGUUUGAGGAAUUUCUCACAAUGGUGUUUAGUUUACAGAUAUGA